Molecule: messenger RNA, 1281 nt
Organism: Cuscuta campestris
Lineage: Eukaryota; Viridiplantae; Streptophyta; Magnoliopsida; Solanales; Convolvulaceae
Source: the annotation of a GenBank genome assembly
UGCUACAUUUUUCAUCAAACCACAUCACAAUGAGAAAGAUGGCACAAUGUUGUGCCACAACUUCCCACCGGCCCCAAUCAUCCUUGCACUUCACCGCUUCGAGCCCUAGCAAUGCGAAAAGCUUUGCUAAGUUCGGGAAUAACACGACGACAACGGCAAUGCAAGGCAUCGCUGUCGAGGAGAGUAGGAAAAGGUGGAUGGAAUGCCAGGGCGUCAAGAACUGGGAAGGCUUGAUCGACCCCUUAGACGACACUCUUCGCGCGCAAAUAUUGAGCUACGCCCGCUUCGUCGAGGCAGCAUACCGUUGCUUCGACUUUGACAUGUCGUCCCCAACGUAUGCCACGUGUCGCAAUGAUAUAGAUUCGAUGUUGGCCCAAUGCGGGAUUGGGAACCACCGGUAUAGAGUGACAAAGAACUUGUACGCCACGUGUACAACUAGCGUUCCACGUUGGAUGGAGAGGAUUCUGAAUUUAGCGUCAUCCCCAGAGUCUAGCUGGAUUGGCUACGUGGCAGUAUGCGAUGACGCGGAGGAAAUAUCUCGAUUAGGUCAUCGUCGCGUGGUCAUUGCUUUUCGGGGAACUGCCACCGCAAGGGAGUGGCUCGAGAACCUGCGUGUCAUCUUGACCCCCUUAUCCGUUGACCUUGCCACCCCACUACCCGAUUGUUCUGGCGACCACCGCCAGCCAAUGGUACAACGGGGGCUUUUAAGCCUGUACACAAGCGGCGGCGAUGGUCGUCAGAGCUUACAAGACACAAUUAGGGAAGAGAUACGGGAAAUCGUCAAACGGUAUGGUGGCAAAGGGGAGCCGGCUCUGAGCAUCACAAUCACUGGGCACAGCCUUGGCGGUGCCCUAGCAACCCUAGUGGCAUACGACAUCGUGACACAGUUUGGUGGUCACGAGGCAGCGGUGCCGCUAGUGACGGCGGUGUCUUUUGGAGGACCGAGAGUCGGGAACGGUGGCUUCAAACGAGAACUAGAAGCCAGUGGCGCGAAGGUACUGAGAAUCGUCAAUCAUGAUGACCCCAUCACUAAAGUCCCGGGGUUUGUGUUUGAUGACGUGGCAGGGUUGGGAGUGCCAGCGUGGCUACAGAAAUACGCCAAGUAUGCGGCAUAUGCUGAGGUGGGAAAAGAACUUAGGCUUAGCAGCAAGGAUCGUCGCCUGCCACAUGCGAAAGUCAUGGCCAGAUCAGCAAUAAAUGUUGCCACGUGUCACGACCUCAACACCUACCUCUACUUGAUUGAAACUUUUUAGGAUAUUUAAAUAAUUUUAGUAGUCUUUA